AUGGAUUUCAAUCCAACAGAACAGGUUACUUCUGGUGCAACGAAUAAUGAACAACAGGAAUUUCAACCAAAAACAGUACUGGAUAAAAAUUGCGGACGAAUUAUUUAUUUACCACUAUUUCCAACGCAAUCGACUGGCAUUAAUGAUAGUCUACUUUUGGCAAAUGUACCAGUAACUCGCCUUGCAUCUCAUGAAAUAGCACGUCGAAAAUAUGGAGCACACACGCCAGAUGCGCUCAUACUAGAAAAUAAGUACAAAUAUGUCGAUAGAUUCAGUUUGACUGAAGCAGAUGCUCACGAAUUAUCUGUACGAUUGCAAAUAGGCAAGGCCAUCAUUACUUUUAAUGCUGAUCGACUGCGUGGCAUUUGUUGUACUCUUAUGGCAUUACAUGAAUCAUUUCGACGAAAUAUUCUAUUGAAGAAAGAUGUUGCUUUAAAAGAGCCAACACUCAAUUCGAAACAAAUGGCUAUUGCAUUAGAAUUCUAUUUACAAAUCGACGUGGAUGUAUUCUUUAUGAAAACUUGCUCGUUUGGCGGAGCUGUACCUCGAUCAAUAACAGAAGGUCUCUUCUGUGGACAAGAUGAACCCCAAGCUAGAUAUACAGUACAUCCAUGUGGCAAUCUUUCUUGUUUAUGUUGUCAUCCGAUCAAUAGUUGCAAGAAAACGAAAGUCUGGCCUAUUGUUGACUUUGCUUCUAGUUCCAUGCAUCAAUUUGUUAAUGGAUACACGACUUAUCUCAAUUGUCCAGCAACAUGUGCUACAAGAAAUCUUGUCUAUGCAAUGACAUGUCCAUGUGGUCAUUAUGAUUAUAUCGAUUCAACAGCAAAAACAUUAGCAGAUGCGAUGACAUUUCAUCACAUACAUGGCAAUCGAAUUAUUCAUGAAAAAUUAACGGGCAGUACACUCUUUCGAGGUUCAUUACUCGAUCUCGACGAGCAAGAGAAACAAAUGACAAAUAAGAUGCGUCUCUAUCAACAUUCAGCACGAUGUCCAGUUGCACUUCGUUCAUUUCUAGAUUGUAAUCCAGUUUAUUGGUGUUUUAUUCCCCUGUGUUGGGACGAAGCACUAGCGGAGAAUACUAAUUGCUACCGAGGAUAUUCUGUGAGAGAUCCUGAUUUGGCAUACAUAUUCGCCACAAAUGCAACUGACACUUAUCAAAUAACCCAAUAUCUUGAUCGCGUCCCAUUACCACCGACUGCCUACACCUUUUCAUAUAGACAACUACAAAAACAACGUGCAUUUUUUCGACGUCUUAUUCUCUCAUCUAUUCAUGAUUUACCCUAUAUUACUGUGGAUUUAUAUAAAAUGGCCAUUAUUGCUGUUUUACCGGAUGAUCAUUCCAUUCUAUUACGUUAUAUUAUCGAAACCUUAUUCAUUAUACAUGCCGAAACCAAAUUGAAUAUGAUUUGUCCAGUUGGUUUUGAUGUUGAACGGCAUUAUGGUCUUCCCUAUAAUCUUGUUUGGUGUGCUCAUUUGAAUCAUUCAUCGAUAUGA
Messenger RNA from Rotaria sp. Silwood1, 1494 nucleotides. Lineage: Eukaryota; Metazoa; Rotifera; Eurotatoria; Philodinida; Philodinidae. The record is from the annotation of a GenBank genome assembly.